AAGGAGAGGUUGGCGAUCCUCGCAGACCACCGUUCCGAAGUCUGGACGCCUUGUAGCGACCCGUGUGCGAUGUAGGGUCGCAAGGAUGUAGAUCACCGGGAUUAUUAUCUUGUCCGGGUCGGCCUUGUCAGUGAAGCCAUUGACUUUGGACUAAUCUGGACAAGAGCGACUACUCUUGUAAGGCGUACUGCCUUAAUCUCAAAAGGUAAGCCUUUUGCGGCUCGAUUCCCGUGGCUCACGAGGUCGGCAAACUGCAAGGGUCUACAGUAAGUGCUGGCUGGUCAGGGACCUUCUCAUGUCUGUUCCCCUCCUUCGAAUCAAGAAGUAUUCCUUCCUGAAACGUUCUUUUUGCGACCUUUUGUUGCUUCAGAUUUUUCUCAUUCGCGUAUUCCCCUCGAUUACCUGUAUCUAAUCCAGAUCUUGCCGACAGAUACCUGUGCUGUCGAGGCCGCAAGCAGCAUGUCGGUGUGUCAAAAUGGCGCGGCGCCCAUGUACCUGCCAUGGACGAAUGUCACCGUAACCACGGACCAAGAGGCCAUUACCAGAGGUAUCCAGAUGUCAAUGGGAACUCCUCCCCAGAUAGUCGCCCUUCGACCAAGUACGUCCGACGAUAAUCUAUACGUGGUCAAUAAGGUCCAAUGUGCACCUGAUUACAACGAUACCUGCGUCGGCUCAUUCGGCGGUGUCUUCGAUUACAAUACAUCCAGCACUUUUGUUCAGGUUGCGCAAGCUCAGUGGAAUGGCACUGCUGAAGCCAAUCCAAAUGAGCUCUCUCUUGUCCACUUCAACGACCUUUUGACGGUUGGCAAUGCCUCGAUCUAUGGUUAUCCUGCUAUUUACGAUGAACCCGGCUAUGGUGGUCAAGGUGUUUUGCCCCUGGGAUCGUCCUCGGAUCUUCUCACAAUCGCGGUUGAAAAUGGAGAUGUACCUUCCACCGUCUUCGGGCUAUGGACGGGUAGUCGGUCUAUCGAAACACCCAAAGAUGGUGGACUAGUCCUGGGCGGCUACGACACCUCCCGUAUCAAUGGUGAACUGACCACAUUCCCAUCACAGACCCUAUGCGAAAUGUGCGUUAACGUCACCGGCAUCACCUACGCUGACGCGACGGGCUCUCACAACAUGUUCAGCAACUCCUCCGAGAUCGUCCAGAUUAACCUCCAGCCUUCCGAGCGCGUCCUGUACCUCCCUCAAGACGUGUGGGCAAACUUUGGAACCGCUAGCGGCGGCGUGUACAAUGAUAGUCUUGGAUAUCUGGCUUAUUCGGCAUCCAAUCCACCGACGGGAAAUCUCACCGUCACUCUGUCGGGCGGUUACAACACCACCAUCCCAGCUGAAGAGCUCUUUCUGAUGCCUCGCCAUUACAACGACGAGGGUCAAUACGUCAUCGAAGACGACACGACGCUCAUCGCAGCGGUGUACAACCAGAGCGCCAACGGCUACGUGUUGAAUUGGGGCAUUCCUUUCCUGACUAUGAACUACAUCAUCGGAGACUACAAAAGGCAGCAGUUCAAGAUGGCCCCUGCCAUACGCAGGGACUUCUCGGCCACAGAAAGCGCCUACAAACUCCAAGCAUCCUGCGACCCCACCACGAAUUCGACACCAACAACGUCUGCCUCAGGUACAGCAAGUGCCUCGGCCGUCGGCGGUCGCACGACUUCCUCCUCGCCUGCUGCAUCAUCAUCAAGCGGCGGCGGCCACAGCAAUACAGGUGCCAUUGUCGGAGGUGUUGUCGGUGGUGUUCUGGGCCUCGUCGCCAUCGUCGGCGGUCUGGCCUUGAUGUUCUAUCGCAGCCGUCGAAAGCGCAAUGCUGCUGCUGCGACCACAGCUCCCCCAGCUGCCGGUCAGCAAGGCAUGUCUCAAUACGGCAGCGCUGGGGACCGACAUUCCCAAUGGACGACAAUGAGCCCAACAGAAGUUCCCAGUGAAUUGGCGAAUAACCAAAAAACCGGCGGCGACGUCAACGUGAACAACUGGCUGUCGAGUCAGACUAGUGAUACGCACACUGUCAGCGAUUCAACGUCACCGAACCCGACACAUACGAGUAACAUGGACAGACCGUUCGAAAUGCCGGCACAGACCUGGGACCGAUAAACUAGCGCGUGAUCGUUUUUUCGACUGCAGUUCGAGAGACGUUCUGGUGUCUGGUGCAAGCCAAUCAUAUCUCGGCUCGACCCAUAUAUGCGACCUCCGGUUCGCUGGCUGCGAGCGAGUCCAGCCCCCAGUAAUUGAUUACCACUACCUCAGUAUUAAUUUCAGCAUCCGGACCAAGGCCAUCAUGGUCACUCGGAAACACCGUAGAAUUCUAUGAAUCACGAUUUUUAUGUCGACGGACUGUGUCAUUCAAGCGCAUAAUCAAACGCAUCCUCCACUAGUAACUUGGUGCACCACCGUCACGGUCUGGGUGGUCGGUGAUACUGUGGUAGUAGGUCGAGGCGUUAAGCGCAUGUAACGUU
Molecule: messenger RNA, 2453 nt
Organism: Exophiala viscosa
Lineage: Eukaryota; Fungi; Ascomycota; Eurotiomycetes; Chaetothyriales; Herpotrichiellaceae
Product: aspartic peptidase domain-containing protein
Exons: 2
Coding region: 460-2091 (543 amino acids)
Source: RefSeq, a predicted model, not a curated record